AUGAAACUGCCGUCGCAAGUCACCGUCCACCACCCACGCUUUCGCUCACAUCUGACUCUGAGAGCUGACCUCCCCCCCCCCCCCCCCCCCCCUUUCCUCACUCUUCUCCCCCUCCCCCUGUCCUUCCUUCGCUUGGCCCGUCUUCGCGCGCGUCGCGUUCCACCGCACCCACCUUACCCUGCAUUACACACUCGACGCGCCACACGAGCAGCUGCACAAGAGUAUCAACGAGGCUUACAAGAUCUGGAAGAGGCACACCCCUUUCCUGUCAGUACACACUGCGCCUCGUCUUCCCUAGACGUCCGGCACAGUCGUACUGACGCUCGCCCGACCACGAACAGCUACGACCUCGUGCUCACCCAUGCGCUCGAUUGGCCUUCCUUGACCUUGCAAUGGUUCCCCGACAAGGAGUCGUAAGUCAGACACCGCUCGUCACAUGAACUAUGACUGCUUGCGACUAGGAUCCGCACCAGAGCGAAGGAUCGACGCGUCGUAGCCGGCCACCGAGUACGAGCUAGGAGCAACCCCGUUGACAUUGGCUAUCCGAAUCAUCCCGCAGACCGGCGGGCAAGGACUACACUUCGCACCGCAUCCUCAUGGGCACCCAUACCUCGGACAAUGACAACAACUACGUCCAGAUCGCCGAGGUCCACCUACCGAAACCGACUGCCGAACUCGACCUCGACAAGUACGACCAGGAGAAGGGUGGUCAGUCCAUAUGGUCUGGUGGCUGCACACCAAGCUCGAUUGCUCACCCACCACCCCCCCUUUUUCAUCACAGAGGUCGGAGCUCACUCCGCGACCGAAACGCGCAUCAAGGUGAUCCAAUCGAUCAACCACACCGGCGAAGUCAACCGCGCGCGCUACAUGCCCCAAAAGUGUGACCUCAUCGCCACAAAGACCGUUCUCGGCGAGGUCUACGUCUUUGACCGAACAAAGCACCCGUCCCAGCCGACCAACGACGUGUGCAAGCCCGACAUCACCCUUCGAGGCCACACCAAGGAAGGGUCAGUUGAGCUUCGUGGGAUUGGUGGGGGCUGAGGGCUCACUCUUGCGCUCGUUGCACGUUUGGCAGUUAUGGUCUCUCGUGGAACCCAACAUCAGGGAAGGCCGGUCACUUGCUCAGUGCUUCCGAAGACCAGUCCAUCUGCCACUGGUGCGUUCUUCCAUGUCUGAGCUGAUGUAUGAUCGGCAGACGCUAACCGGCGCUCGUUUGACCUUCACCAGGGACGUCAACGGGUACACCAAGGGCGCAUCAACGAUGGAACCCCUCACCGUCUACCGAGGCCACACUGCGAUCGUCGAGGUGAGUCACUCGUCCUCGAGAACGUGUGCUAUCGAGCAAAGUCACCGACUGAAUGUAUUUGUUCGUACUCAGGACGUCGCAUGGCACUGCCUCCAAGAAAACAUCUUUGCCUCCGUCGGCGAUGACCGGCAACUUCUCAUGUAAGCCUCGGUGGUCCCCAUUGUCUUGUUCGGCUACUAACCUUUCGAAACCUUUUCUCUUUAGGUGGGAUACUCGUGGCGUCUCGGGUGUAAUGAAGCCGACUGCGCGCGUCGAGGCCCACGAAGCCGAGAUCAACGCUGUCGCCUUUGCGCCCCACAACGAGAACAUUCUCAUCACCGGUUCAGCCGACAAAGUUAGUCGACUCACAUCAUAACCCGCUCGCCAGAAAUUGAUGGCCUUCAUUCUCUUGGAACAGACGAUCGCGUUGUGGGAUCUGCGAAAUCUCAAACUCAAGCUGCACACCUUCGAGUCGCACACGGACGAGGUACUCCAACUCGCCUGGUCCCCAACGAAUGAAACCAUCUUCGCCUCCGCCUCCGGCGACCGCCGCGUCAACGUAUGGGACGUUUCCAAUAUCGGUGUAGAGCAAACGCCCGAAGAUCAAGAAGAUGGUCCACCGGAGUUAUUGUUCGUUCAUGGUGGACAUACCGCUCGACCGACGGAUUUGGCGUGGUCGCCGAAUGAGGAUUGGACGUUGGCCACCGCGGCGGAGGAUAACGUGUUGCAGGUGUGGAGGCCGAGCGCGACGCUGUAUUCGACGGAAGAACAGGACGUCGUGUUGGAGUAA
Molecule: messenger RNA, 2075 nt
Organism: Microbotryum saponariae
Lineage: Eukaryota; Fungi; Basidiomycota; Microbotryomycetes; Microbotryales; Microbotryaceae
Source: the annotation of a GenBank genome assembly